UUUAAAAGUGGAUGCAGAUUUUAAACCUCAUUAAAGUAAAAAAAAAAAAAAUUAAAAUGUAAUUAAUCUACUAUUGAUAUAUAUGCCUAACUUUCCAUUCUUUAACUGUAUAAGAAUGAACAUUAACAUACUGUUGUUACUUCUAUAAAGUAUAGUAGACCCCUUCUAUUUGAAGGCAUAAAGAUAAUGGAAGUUAAGGCUGUUCUUCUCUCUAUUCCUUUUGGCUUUGUUUUUCUUUUCAGUGGCCUUAUCAUCAAUCUAAUCCAAGGAGCUUGCUACAUCCUAGUACAGCCUCUAUCUAAAACUGCACACAGAAGGAUCAUUGGAGCGGUGACGGAAAUCUUAUGGCUAGAGUUCAUAUUUCUCAUGGACUGGUGGUCAGGCUUUAAGGUUCAUCUCCAUACAGAUUUUGAGACAUAUCAAUUGAUGGGUAAAGAGCAUGCACUUCUCAUGCCUAAUCACAUCUGUGAUGCUGAUAUAUUUAUUAUGUGGCUUCUGGCUCAGCGUUCUUCUUGCCUCCGUGGCGCGCUAAUGGUGGUGAAGAGAUCUUCCAUGUAUAUUCCGAUUUAUGGGUGGGCAACUUGGUUUGCUGAGCAUGUAUUUGUAAGUAGAAACUGGGGCAAAGAUGAAGAGGUCUUGAAGUCAAGGUUUCAAAGCCUCCAGGAUUUCCCAAGGCCUUUCUGGUUGACCCUUUUUGUGGAAGGAACUCGUAUGACCUCAGAUAAACUAGUAGCAGCUCAAAAUUUCGCCACUUCCAAGGGUUUGCCAGUUCCUAGGAAUGUGUUGAUCCCUCGUACCAAGGGGUUUGUGGCAGCAGUACGACAUAUGCGUUCAUUUGUUCCAGCAAUUUAUGAUAUUACGCUAGCUGUACCGAGAGGUCUUCGAACCCCUUCUCUGGUAGGAUUUUUAGGGAGGGAGCCUACUGCUGUCCAAAUUCACAUAAAGCGAUACUCGAUGAAAGAGUUACCAGAGUCAGAUGAAGCCGUUGCUCAAUGGUGCAGAGAUAAGUUUGUUGCUAAGGAUAAUAUGUUGGAUGAAUUUCAAGCGAAAGGCACAUUUGAAAACCAAAAAAAUACAGAUAUUGGUCGACCAAGAAAGUCAUUGAUUGUCCUUACCACUUUGGGUUGCAUUAUCUGUCUGGUAGUAAUCAGCUUGAUUCAAAGGUAUUCCCUGCUAUCUACCAGGAAAGGCGUCAUCUCAUUGGCAGCUGGGUUGGCACUUGAUGCAGUAUUCUUGCAUGCUGUAAUUGAGUACACAAAAUUGCCACAAGCCAGAAAAGCUUCCAUGGGAAAUUUAACAGUGCAACUGAAAAACUAAUUAUGGCCAAUCUUUGAAUAUACAAGCAAGACUUAGCUUGCCUUGUUACUGGGCCAAUUAGUCUGUGCAGAUCUUCCUGUGUUUAUGGGAUUGGGGAUGCACUCAAUAAAUGGGUAUUGGUAUAAAAUUCUCAUAGGAAUUAACCACUUCGAAAUUUUACGAGAAAGAGCGAGCCUUGUACCUCAGUACUCAUAAUUGAAUUCAAUGCUUAAUAAUUCUUAGCACCUCAAUCUUCU
Molecule: messenger RNA, 1553 nt
Organism: Ricinus communis (castor bean)
Lineage: Eukaryota; Viridiplantae; Streptophyta; Magnoliopsida; Malpighiales; Euphorbiaceae
Product: 1-acyl-sn-glycerol-3-phosphate acyltransferase 2
Exons: 11
Coding region: 187-1317 (376 amino acids)
Cellular component (GO): endomembrane system
Molecular function (GO): 1-acylglycerol-3-phosphate O-acyltransferase activity
Source: RefSeq, a predicted model, not a curated record